UCAAGGGAAAUGAGAAAUGGCACAGCAAUCAGAGAGUUCAUUCUGCUAGGCUUCCCUGGUAUCCAAGGACUACAAAUCCCUCUCUUCAUAGUGAUCUUUCUCAUCUACAUAUUAACCAUUGCAGGCAAUGGGCUUGUUAUUGUCAUAGUCUGGGCUGAGCCCAGGCUCCAAAUUCCAAUGUAUUUCUUCCUUUGCAACUUGUCCUUCCUUGAGAUCUGGUACACCACCACAGUCAUUCCCAAACUGCUUGAAACCUUUGUGGUGGCAAGAACAGUUAUUUGCAUUCCAUGCUGCUUACUGCAGGCCUUCUUCCAUUUCUUCCUGGGCACCACCGAGUUCCUCAUUCUCACCGUCAUGUCUUUUGACCGUUACAUGGCCAUAUGCAAACCCCUUCAUUACUCCACCAUCAUGACCGGCAAUCUUUGCCUGCAGCUGGCACUCAGCUCUUGGGUGAUAGGCUUCACCAUUGUCUUUGGUCAGAUGUUGCUGCUUAUCCAACUGCCAUUCUGUGGCAACAACAUCAUCAAUCAUUUUUACUGUGAUGUUGGCCCCAUUUUAAAAGCAGCAUGCACUGAUACCACCCUUUUGGAGCUCCUGGGUCUCCUAGCAACCAUCUUAGUGAUCCCAGGGUCUCUCUUAUUUACAAUAAUGUCUUAUGUCUACAUCCUCUCCACCAUCCUAAGGAUUCCUUCAGCCACUGGCCGCCAAAAGGCUUUCUCUACCUGUGCUUCUCACCUGACUGUUGUCUCCCUGCUCUAUGGAGCUGUUUUGUUCAUGUACCUAAGACCCACAACACACUCCUCCUUUAAGGUUAAUAAGGUAGUAUCCGUGUUAAAUACUAUCCUCACCCCACUUCUGAAUCCCUUUAUUUAUACCAUUCGAAACAAGGAGAUGAAAGGAGCCUUAAGGAAGGUAAUGACUUGUCCAAAGGCUCGUCAUCAAGAAUAA
Chrysochloris asiatica (Cape golden mole) is the source of this 948-nucleotide messenger RNA. RefSeq names its product olfactory receptor 6X1-like. Gene Ontology annotation, molecular function: olfactory receptor activity; G protein-coupled receptor activity. Gene Ontology annotation, biological process: G protein-coupled receptor signaling pathway. The record is from RefSeq and is a predicted model, not a curated record. The transcript has a single exon. Bases 10 to 948 code for a protein of 312 amino acids. Gene Ontology annotation, cellular component: membrane. NCBI's taxonomy places the organism in Eukaryota, Metazoa, Chordata, Mammalia, Afrosoricida, Chrysochloridae.